AUCCAGUUCAGAGACGAAAUCGAACUUUGCAUCAGUUACUAAUCUCUUUAUACAUACAACAUAGUAUCGUGUAGAGUUUAUAUAUUUAUACGAUUAAAAUGGCAAAGUGUAUACACGCAAAUGAAGGAUUCACACUACGUGAUUUAACAUUGAACGAUGGUCUUGUGUUCGAAAUUGGCGAUUACGAGGGUAUGGACGAAGAAGAAUUUCCUUAUACAUCAUCGGUCCCGUUGACGAACGACGAAGUGUUAAAUUUCUUAAAUUUGGAUGAUUUUCAUGACGAUGACAACGAUGAUAACACCACAGAUAAUACUACUACAGAUAAUUCUGUUCUACUCUGUAACAUGAGUUUUGAUAAAUUAAAAACUAAAAUGACUGAUAUUUUUGGAAAUAGUAAAGUUAUGAAAUUAGUAAAGCAGAAAGGGGUCGGAAAGAUUGUACCUUCUGAUGCAUUAGUUACUAUAAAAUAUGUAGGACACUUUGAGUAUACGGACGAACCAUUUGAUUCUAGUUUUGUUCGUGGAAGAGCAGACACUUUUCAACUUGGUCAGGGCACCUUAUUACCUGGUUUAGAGAUUGCUAUUACAAGCAUGGAAAAGCAUGAAAUAGCUGUAUUUAUUGUACAUCCUGAUUUGGCAUAUGGAAAGUAUGGCUGUGCUCCUCGUAUACCUCCUGAUGUAGAAGUUUUGUUCAUAGUACAUCUACUCGAUUAUGUGGAUAAUGGAGCUGUCAAUGCUACUGAGAAUUUGUCCCACGAAGAGAGAAGAAUGUUUUCAUACGUUAUUAAACGAGCUUUAGCUAUGUUCAAUAAUGCCAAGUAUAAUUUUAAACUGCUCAAAGUCAAGCAAGCGAUAAGAGAGUACAGCAAAGCAAUUCAAUGGUUGGAAGAGGCAAGAUUACAGAACCAGGAGGAGGAAGAUGAAUUUAAAAGGGUAAUUUCAAAAGGUUAUAGCAACCUUGCUGUUUGUUAUAACAUUGAAAAUAUGCCGCGACGUGCGUGCAGCGCGUGUAACAGAGUACCAAUACCAUCUGCUAAAACUCAUUUCAAUUAUGGUCGAGCAUUACUAAGAAUGGGAGAGUAUGACAGAGCAAUGGAAAAAUUGCAACUUGCGCUCACCCUAGAACCGAAAAACGAAAUCACUAUCAAGGAAAUUAAACUGGUGAAUGAGAAACAAAGAUCAUACUUGGAAAUUGAGAAAAAACUUUGGAGAAACUGUUUAAAGACCGAGCAUAAAGGGACAGAUGAAACUGCAUUUCAGAAACUGGUACGCCAGAUGUGCAAAAGUUUCUCCGAAGAUAGCCAGGCAUUAAGGCAACCACUUCCUGAAGCAUUGACAAUGGACGAAGAUGCAUGGAUACGCGAACAAGCUGCUGCAUUUGGUCUCUCGGUUACCACACACGAAAGAUACGGCCGAGAAAUAACGUAUCUUAAUAAACAAAACUAUUAAAGAUGCUUCUUUAGUUGAAAGUUAAGU
Molecule: messenger RNA, 1475 nt
Organism: Colletes gigas
Lineage: Eukaryota; Metazoa; Arthropoda; Insecta; Hymenoptera; Colletidae
Gene: shu
Product: inactive peptidyl-prolyl cis-trans isomerase shutdown
Exons: 6
Coding region: 99-1448 (449 amino acids)
Molecular function (GO): peptidyl-prolyl cis-trans isomerase activity; protein binding
Source: RefSeq, a predicted model, not a curated record